GCGCUAAACAGCGAUAAGGAAAAGUGCCCCGCGAUAAGCUUGACCAAAAAAAAGUGACAGUACAAGAGAUUGAACGUCCCAGACCCAACCAAUUCCCACGCCCACGGAGUAGCAUCUCUACAGACGAUAUUCAUCAUGGCGGGCGCAAAGAAGAAUUUCAAGGCCACCAAGAAGUUCGAGCAAAAACAUCUAAAAGGCGUCUUGGACAAUCGCAAAGCCGGCGCGAAGAUAAAGCAGAGGCAGCAGAUCCAGGCCAAGAAGCAGAGCAGGAAGGCGAAAGAUGCCGAGUUCUACAAGGGCGGCGAAGACGCUGGGAAACCCGCCAGGGCCAACGGGGCCAGUAAAACAGUCAACGUGAAUGCGAUGUCCGUCGAUGAAUUCUUCGGCGGCGGGUUCGAAAUUAUCGAGAAGUCCCAGCCGGGCAAGAAUAAGUCGUCUAAGAAGCUAGGGAAGCGCAAGCGCGACGAACCCGACGAAGACGAGAACGCAUCGGAGGACGGCAGCGACCUCGGCAUAUCUGCCGAAGGUCCCCCCGUAGCAAGCGACGAUGAAGAUCUCGGCAGCGAUGGAGGCGAUGACAUUGGCAUGAACAAAGAUGCUAUGGACGCGCUCGCGGAGGACGACCCUGAGUUCUACAAAUUUCUGAAGGAGAACGAUCCCGAGGCGCUGGAAUUCGACGAUGCCGACCUGGCCGAAGUUGACGAGCUGAGUGCCGGCGAGGAGGAGGAGGAGGAGGAGGAGGAGGAAGAGGAGAGCCAGCCCAAGAAGAAACGGAAGAAGGACAAGGCACAGCGGAAGACCGAGAAGCUAGACGGGGAAGAUAGAGAAGAGAACGAGUUGACACAGGCGACGGUGGCACGGUGGAAAGAAACCAUGUCGAAGACCUAUUCUCUCAGGGCCGCGAGGCAGGUUGUCCUGGCGUUCCGAUCCGCGGCGCAUUUGAACGAAGACGAAGAAGAAGAAGGCAGGAAGCAGCCGUACAAGAUAUCCAAUCCGGAGGUCUUCCACGACAUUUUGGUGGUCGCGCUGAAGCAGAUCCCCGAGGUCAUCUCGCACCACGUACCCAUCAAGGAGUCCGCGCACGGCAAGGUCCAGGUCCCGACAGAUACGAAGAAGUUCAAGACUCUCUCGCUGCUGCUGAAAUCCUACGUGUCCGCGAUCCUACACCUGCUCGGCACGCUGUCCGACGACGCCACGCUCAAGCUGACGCUGUCGGCCCUCACCCCGCUCGUCCCGUACCUGCUCAGCUUCCGGAAGCUGCUCAAGAACCUCAUUAAGACCGUCGUCGGCUUCUGGUCGCAGACGACGAGCAGCGAGUCCACCCGCAUCACUGCUUUCCUCGUCUUCCGCCGACUCGUCGUCGUCGGCGACAAGGGCGCGAGGGAGGCCGUGCUCAAGGCCACCUACCAGGGUCUCGUCUCCGGGUCGCGCGUCACCAACGCCAACACGAUCCAGGGCGUCAACCUCAUGAAGAACUCGGCCGCCGAGCUGUGGGGCCUCGACCAGACCGUUGGCUACACCACCGCCUUCGCCUUCAUCCGCCAGCUCGCCAUCCACCUGCGCAACAGCAUCGUGCACAACCAGAACGAAGCCUACAAGGCCGUCUACAACUGGCAGUACGUCCACUCGCUCGACUUCUGGUCCUGCGUCCUCGCUGAGCACUGCUCCCCGCUCACCGAGGCCGAGGCCGGCCGCGAGUCGCGCCUGCGCCUGCUCGUAUACCCCUGGGUCCAGGUCGCGCUCGGCGCCAUGCGCCUCGUCCCGACCGCCGCCUUCUUCCCGCUGCGCUUCCAUAUCGUCCGGUCGCUGCUGCGCGUCGCGCGCGCCACCGGCACGUACAUCCCGCUGGCGCCGGCGCUGCUCGAAGUGCUCUCCUCGGCCGAACUACGCCGCGCCCCGAAGCCGUCGACGCUGCGGCCCCUCGACUUCUCCGUGGCCUGCCGGGCGCCGCGCGCGUACCUGCGCACGCGCGUGUACCAGGACGGUACCGGCGAGCAGGUCGCGGCGCUCCUCGCGGAGCACUUCGCGCUGUGGGCCACGAACAUCGCCUUCCCAGAGCUCGCGCUGCCGGUGGUCGUGGCGCUGCGGCGCUGGCUCAAGCAGUCGCGGCGCGGGCCCGGCCCCGGCGGCGGCAGCAGGCUGCGCCCCGCGCUCGCGCUCCUCGUCCAGAAGCUCGAGGCUAACGCGCGCUUCAUCGAGGCGCGCCGCGCCGCCGUCGACUUCGCGCCGCGCGACCGCGCCCAAGUCGACGCCUUCCUGCGCGACUUCGCCUGGGAGCGCACGCCGCUUGGCGCCUACGUCGUCGCGCAGCGCCAGGCGGCGGCCGAGCGCGCGCGGACCCUCGAGCGCGCCCGCCGCGACGACGACGCUAGGCGCCGCGACGACGAGCGCGAGGCCCGCGAGCAGAAGGCCGGCGAGAUGGACGGGGCUGAGGAGGAUGAGGAGGGUGCUAGCGACGAGGAGGUGGCGGGCUUAGAGGAUGAUGAUGAUAACGAUGACGACGCUUUCGACGAGGACGACGACGGAGAAGAGUGAACGAGCGAGGGCGGAAUAAGGCACAAGGGUGCAAAGGAGGUGGAGAGGAGAAUGUGGGUCGGGAACGCAGCACCCCAACGGAUAGGACAGGUACGAAAGGAGGCAGGCGUGGUCUUGUGUUUAAUGUAGUCUUGCGGGAGGCUUGAUUAUAUCAGGGUUUAUUUGCUGCACAGCGGCGAGCCGUCCGGUGAUUGUCAGCACCCAGUUUAGCCUAGCUUAGACGGUGAUACUGAGGACAUUAUCCUAG
This is a messenger RNA of Durotheca rogersii, 2782 nucleotides long. RefSeq names its product Noc2p family protein. The transcript has a single exon. The coding region runs from base 136 to 2535 and encodes 799 amino acids. NCBI's taxonomy places the organism in Eukaryota, Fungi, Ascomycota, Sordariomycetes, Xylariales, Xylariaceae. The record is from RefSeq and is a predicted model, not a curated record. Gene Ontology annotation, biological process: ribosomal large subunit biogenesis. Gene Ontology annotation, cellular component: Noc1p-Noc2p complex; Noc2p-Noc3p complex; nucleoplasm.